Molecule: messenger RNA, 579 nt
Organism: Colletotrichum phormii
Lineage: Eukaryota; Fungi; Ascomycota; Sordariomycetes; Glomerellales; Glomerellaceae
Exons: 1
Source: RefSeq, a predicted model, not a curated record
AUUGCGACUCACACGCGAAAGGUCAAAUGCACACCAUCAGUCAGCGACUCUUCAUUCUACCUACUAGCCACUCUUGCGCCGGUCCCAUCGCCGGUCCCAGUGUACAACGACAAGUACGUGCUCGCGAACCCGCAAUUCGAAUGGUUCGCAGAGGAUGGAGUCACGUUCGAGCCUCAGUAUACCCGAGACAAGGGCGCCGCCAGCGUCUUCAUCCUCGACAGCAAAGGCCGCAUCGUCACGCAGACAUCCUAUGGCGAUCACUUUUUCGCCAGCGAUGACUACAACGACUUCGAGCUGGUGCAUUUCCUGCCCCGCGGGUGGAUACAGGCUCGCAGGCUUCACAACGGCGAAGACGUCGGGUUCGACUAUGUCUAUUGCACGAUGCAGUCUCCGUCGGGGCGAUACGCUGGUGGAUUCAAGGAGUUGGCGUGCACGCAGGGGUACUUCAAUGCGACGGUCUUGCAGUAUUGUCCGUUGUAUGACGAGUAUUUCCGCACAGGAACGGUGCUUGGGGCAGAGUACAGUGCUACAACUCCUGAUUGUCUGUUGGUCACGUACCUGGUGGUUCCCGUCUGCUGA